AACUGGAACUCCUAUGGAAGCACAGUCCUUACUACAAGUCAUAUCAGCCUGACCACUGACGUCAAGGGUGCUAAGGGAGGCAUUUUCAACAUCUAUCCUCUCUAUUCUCGGGAUUGGGAGGUUCGGUUAGCUUUCAAAGUUCAUGGUUCGACGGGCACCAUGUUUGGUGAUGGAUUUGCAUUCUGGUACACCCAAAGUCCCAUUAAGCCAGCUACGCCCUUGCGACAGGUCACAGUAUAUUUGCCGUUCAGCCAUUUAUUUUUCCUUCAUCUCUUUCUAACAGGACAUGCUCUCGGAGCGGCAGAGAAGUUCCGCGGGCUUGGAAUCUUCUUUGACACAUACAACAACCACAACGGGGAACACUCCCAUAAGCAUCCUUAUAUCAGUGCCAUGGUCUCUAAUGGCAGCACUGUGUAUGAUCACGACAAGGACGGCACUCACACGCAGCUCGCAGGUUGUCACUCUUCAUUCCGCAACCACGAAAAUGGUGCCCAGGCCAAGAUACGCUAUGAGAAGGAGAAGCUGACGGUCUCUGUUGAUGUGGGAGCUAAAAACAAGUGGUCCGAGUGUUUCAGCGUUCACGGUGUAAAACUUCCAACUGGGUACUUCUUGGGCCUUUCUGCUGAAACUGGUGACUUAACAGGUGACUCUCUACUUCCUCCCCCCUCCCCACCAUGUGUAUUUUUAACACUUCGCGCUGAUGAGCUUCUUAAUCAUUGUUUUCUUGUCAGUCUCUGA
This is a messenger RNA of Dibothriocephalus latus, 738 nucleotides long. NCBI's taxonomy places the organism in Eukaryota, Metazoa, Platyhelminthes, Cestoda, Diphyllobothriidea, Diphyllobothriidae. The record is from the annotation of a GenBank genome assembly.